Messenger RNA from Striga asiatica, 964 nucleotides. The record is from the annotation of a GenBank genome assembly. NCBI's taxonomy places the organism in Eukaryota, Viridiplantae, Streptophyta, Magnoliopsida, Lamiales, Orobanchaceae.
UCAAGACCCUGACUUUCUCUUGCCACCACCAGAUCAAUCAGAAAUUAUCUUAGUGCACUCGGUGUUAAAAAAAUUACACACACUGAAAACGGUGCGGGUUCGUGGAAAGGCCGUGCUUGUGUAUGGGCAGACAUCUUACUGGUUCACAGCUUGCCAGAAUUGCAAAAAAGGUCUUCGUACCCAAGUUGGUUGGAUAGUCAAAUGCAUUCACUGCAAAGUUGAAGGGCCAAUGGAACCUAGAUAUUAGAAUAAUAUAAUCAAACGAGCGUUGUUAACAGAUUGUUUAUAAAUAUUAUUUACAAUGCAAUUGAAACGCUCAUCACAGGUGUAGAUUUACACUGGGCAUUGAAGAUAACAGUGGCCUUAUACAAGCUGUUAUUAGUGGUCCGGAAGCCGAACAAUUGCUACCAAUGACAGCAACACAAAUGAGCUUGAACAAAAACCAGAUACAAAUUGCAUGGAGGUUGAAGCAAACUUUGAAAAAAAACAGAUCACAUGUUUUCUAAGGCACUACAUUUCAGACUAUCAGGAUAGGGACGAGUCGAAUUAUGCUGUUGUGGUUGUGUAUGUUAAUGAGGAUCACAUUGAACCUAUAAUGGCUUUGGAGGAAACAAACACAUCUGUUCACCCACAUGUGCUUGGAAAACAGGUGGCUGUGGAGGAGCAACUAACCCCAACUACCCAAAAAGUUCUAGCUUCAAUACUUGAUACACCAUCACCAACAGCACCUGACAAACAAAAGAAAACAACAGCAAAAAGAUCUCUAGACUUUCAACUCCAAUCAAGCAGUGCGGCCAAUGCAGGUGAACUUCCAGUUGAUGAUCCUGUACAAGGAUCGGCAAUUGGAACUUCGGAAAAAAUAGCCAUAAAGCACACCUCCAAAAUAACCCUUCUUUUGCCCUACAAGCCACAUUUUAGACUAAUCUUCACUGCUAAAGAUCUCGUGCAUUAUCCGUUUUGUUGA